UUGUUCCUACGGGCACGGUAGUUAGGCUUUCGUAGCUUUUCUUUUGCAUUGUACCUUUUAAUUUCGUGUAUUGGUGUACUUAGAACUAAGCAGAAUAUUACGUUAACACAAUAACCAGAAAAAAACGGAAACAAAAAACAAACGAAUGGCACAACACACGUGCAUGUAUGUUGCUCGAUGGACACCGAACAGUACACUACCAAUCGGUGUACAAAAUCGUUCAAAGUGGAAAGUGGUUGCAACGGUUUCGCGUUUAUCUGUUACGGUUGUGACGAUUCUUAUCAACCUCGGUCGUACAGAGAGUUCAGGCUGCGUGCAUUCUUAUCGUAUUCGAGCCACCGAAAAAGCGAUCGAUGAACUUGAAGAACAGUUCGGUCCAAAGGUCUUUGGCGGUGUAGAUUUUCAAUGUUUAGUUUCCAAACCCCGAAACCAUUGGAGACGCCGAAAGAACGGGUCAUGGGAAACUAUGGGUGACACAUUACGAGAUAGUGCGUGUGGUGGCACUGUGCUGGGAUAUCUAUUAAUCCUACGACGUUAGGAUCGUGAGGAUCAGACUGUGCAAGCAACAAAGCCGGCUGCUGACCCGAUAGUCAAUAGCCGAUAACAUGCGGACAGGAAAUGCACCUUAUGUGUGCACCAAUGUGUAUGUGUGUUUGAUUUCUUUAUCGCAACCCGAGCGCGUACUCGACACGCCGCAUGUGGUUCGUAUUUUUUAUGAUGGUUGAUACUUGUGGCGUGGUGCAAAGUCCACAUGGCGAGAGGUAAACGCAUGUGGUUAAUAGUUCCAUUUGCUUCAGAAAAGAAGAUAAAGAGAGGUAGUAUUGAAAAGGGGAAUGGGACUGGUUCCGCCUUUCGCACGCCCCGGUGACCGAUAAGAAAUCGAACGAGGAAAGCGAAGAAAUAAAUAUGUUCGAGCUACAUUUCUCGUUCAAAAUUAGCUUACAAAUGGGUUUCUCAGGAGGCUCGUCGUACAAAAUAAACUUCCAGAGCUUUCAAAGUCCAACAUUUUAAAGCUUUUCACAAGCCUUUGUCACGAGGCACGUCACAGGGUUCCUGGUGCACCAUCAUAGGUUGUAAUUGGUUGCACGGUUGCAAUGGCAAAUUAUCACAAUCUCUGACCCUGGUUACCGUAAUCUUAACCGACUUUCUGGGAAUCCGAGGCAAAACAAAAAAACAGACCAGUAAGCUUUACUUUUAUGACACCUUCAAUCUGCAAUUGCAGUCCCAGAAAUCUGGCGAUACGUGAUGGUUGGUGCGGGGAGACGAUCACGAUAAGCUCUAGCGCAGUGGAGGUGGAGGGGGAGUUGGGAAUUCACUGGACCCCCGGUCCCCUUACAUAACGAUCGUGUCCCCGUGCUAAGGCUCGUGGCGGAGAUUUGCAAAUCCCACACAUCAAUAAACUUUUAAUGCGCCCUCUUCACCGUUAUCGGGUGGUCGAGUUGGAUUAUUGUCGGUGGAGAUGUGUGGUAAUCUUAUCGGUGGCUCACAGUCAAAGGUGGCAGAAAGUCCCGGGGAUAGUGCAUGUGUGAGAGUUUGGUGCAACCUGUUAAGCCAUCCAACCACCACCAGCGGAUUCCGUUUUGACGCAUCUAUGCCGUUAGGAGGAGAGGUUACUACGGGGUGUGGGUUGCAGUGCCUGUGCGAAUGCAUGGUUAGAAGCUGGGAGUAAAACAAAAACAAAAACUCAAACAUUGUCCGGUUCGUUCUCUCUCCCAUGGAGUUAUCUGGCUGACCGGCAGUUGAGCGGACUUUUAUCAUGAUGUGCGUAAACCUGUGCUCGGGAUUUACAACCAAGGUUAACCAAAACGCGCCUGUAGGAUACAACCCGGGGAAAGAAAGCCCGAUACGAGAAUGUUGUCGCUUUCGUCGUAGUUGUCGUCGUAUUCGUCGUAUUUUUCUCGGGGUCGGGUGUUGGUUGGCAAGAUAAGAUUGGUGUGAUAAGUGAGGUUUCCCCCGUGGCAUAUCCUAACCGGCGGCCGGCACACCACCACCAAGGGCGCGAUUCCUUUGCAGGCUUUUUCCUGGUAGUAGUUGUUGCUCCGCUGUUACUACGUCUUUGGUUUUUGUGCGUUUUCUUGAGCCCAUGUGCUGUUGCUAUUGCUGCUGCUGCCGGUGGUGGUUACGCCUUUUAUGUUUGUGACCGUGCCGGUGCACCGUUCAGUUCGUGCUACUACACGCUACAGUGCGGUGGUUCUUGACAUCGAUCCGCUUCGGUUUCUCGUGUGCCGGUCCAGUGCUUGCCCUGCCCUGCUGUGUUGUGUUUUGAUCGCUGAGAAACGUUGUUACACUUCCCCAGGCUAGCCGACAGGACAUCGCGAUGACUCACAAACAGAAAGACAUGGAAAGCGUCUGGGUGCAGUCGGCGAUCGGGGCGAUCAAGAUCAUCACGAUGGUGUACGACAUCAUCACGAUGCCGAUCUAUCUGGCCAUCCAGCGACCCUGGAAGCGAAGACAGCUCGCCCGCCGGGUGAAGGCCAAGAUCAUCCAGCAGGACAGCAGCUCGAUCACGUACCGGUCGGUCGAUUCGCCCGGUGAGAUGCACGUAAAGAUGAUGCAGAACAACAUCGACACGCUCGAGCGUAUGUUCAACUUCGUCACGAAGGUGCACACCACCAAGCGGUGCAUCGGUACGCGCCAGAUCCUGGGCGAGGAGGACGAGAUGCAACCGAACGGACGGAUGUUCAAGAAGUUCCGCAUGGGCGACUACGUGUGGCGCAACUUCAUCGAGACGGAACACGCGGCCGCCUGCUUCGGUCGCGGUCUGCGCGAGCUGGGCCAGGAGCCGAAGCAAAACAUCGUCAUCUUUGCCGAAACGCGGGCCGAAUGGAUGAUUGCGGCGCACGGUUGCUUCAAGCAGAACAUGCCGGUGGUGACGAUCUACGCCACGCUCGGGGAUGACGGGGUGGCGCACGGUAUCAACGAGACGGAGGUAACGACCGUGAUCACGUCCCACGAGCUGCUGCCCAAGUUUAAGAGCGUACUGAACGUGACGCCGAAUGUGAAGAAAAUCAUCUUCAUGGAGGACCAGCUGCACCCGACCGAUACGACCGGCUUCAAGGAGGGCGUGGAAAUCAUUCCGUUCAGCAAGGUGAUCGAGAUUGGCAACACGAGCACGAUCCCUGGAUCCCCGCCGGCCGCUGAAGACACCGCCAUCAUCAUGUACACGUCCGGCUCGACCGGUACGCCCAAGGGUGUCCUGCUGUCGCACGCCAACUGUAUCGGCACGAUGAAGAACUUCUGCGAUAUCUUCAAAAUCUAUCCGGACGAUGUGCUGAUCGGGUUCCUACCGCUGGCGCACGUGUUUGAGCUGCUGGCCGAGAGUGUGUGCCUGCUCACGGGCGUACCGAUCGGCUACUCGACACCGCUCACACUGAUCGACUCGAGCAGCAAGGUGAUGAAGGGCUGCAAGGGCGAUGCGUCAGUGUUACGGCCGACUUGCAUGACCUCGGUACCGCUCAUCCUGGAUCGAAUUUCGAAGGGUAUCAACGACAAGGUGAACGCAGAAGCACCGAUGAAGAAAGCGUUCUUCAAGUUCGCGUACAACUACAAAUCGAAAUGGACUGCUCGUGGCUACCAGACACCGCUAAUGGACAAGAUUCUUUUCAAGAAGAUCGCAAAGUUGCUCGGAGGCCGCAUCCGCAGUGUACUGUCCGGUGGUGCUCCACUUGCACCGGAUACGCACGAACAGAUUAAGCUAUGCCUGUGCGUCGAUGUGAUCCAGGGUUACGGUCUUACGGAAACUACUGCCGGAGCGGCAGUAAUGGACAAAUGGGACAUGGAGUACAGCCGAGUCGGUGCACCGUCCUCAAGCAAUGACAUACGAUUGAUAAACUGGGAGGAAGGAAACUAUCGGGUCACGAAUAAGCCCUACCCGCAGGGCGAGAUCGUGGUCGGCGGUACAACCGUAUCGAAGGGCUACUACAAGCUCCCUGGCAAAACGCAGGAAGACUUCUUCGAGGAGGACGGCCAGCGAUGGUUCCGUACCGGUGACGUGGGCGAAAUCCACCCCGAUGGUGCGCUUAAGAUUAUCGAUCGUAAGAAGGACUUGGUGAAACUGCAGGCGGGCGAAUAUGUGUCGCUGGGCAAGGUGGAAUCGGAACUUAAAACAUGCCCCGUGGUGGAAAACAUCUGCGUGUACGGUGACUCCACGAAGCAGUACACCGUGGCGCUGGUUGUGCCGAAUCCCAAACAUCUGGAGGAGAUCGCAGAGCGGCUGGACAUUCGCGGGGUCGAGUUUGAGGACCUGUGCGACAACAAGAAGUUGGAAAAGGCCGUACUGCAGGAACUGGCUGACCAUGGUCGUAAAUGCAAACUGCACCGUAGCGAAAUUCCCGCCGCCGUACACCUGUGCAAGGACAUCUGGACGCCCGAUAUGGGGCUGGUGACGGCCGCCUUCAAGCUGAAGCGCAAAGACAUCCAGGAACGGUAUCAGGCCGAAAUUAGCAAGAUGUACGCGUCGUAGAUUGCGUUGUUGGUGGUACCGGCUAUAUUAGCACCAACAGUCAAACUACUUCCACAAAACAACACAACAACGCGCGCAUGCAGACAUACAAACCAUACACACAACAUACCAAGAGAAAGAAGAAGCGCGAUUUGUACGUAAGGCUGUAGAAAUUAUUCACAUAGAACGAACGCAAAGACAGCAAGCUCUAAAAAGUAGCAUUACGCAUAAGAUCCGUGAUCGUCGUCGCACCCGUCACCGGUGCGUGAGCUAUCGCGGACGAUGGGCGCCAAAAUUGCUUCGAUCUCUUCGUUCGCUCUCUUACCAACACCUACCCCCUCCGGUCCUGGCUCUCCGUCAGCGCGUUCGCGCUCUUCUCGUGCUCCUUUCGCUCAGAGGCAUGGCACUGGAAUUUCUUUGCGAACUGUUUGAAAAGGACAUCACCUCCCAAUCCUCCCCACACCCAUUAUAUCCAUCCUCGGAACCAUGUGGAUGGAUUGUACCAUUGGGUACUAAGUGUAAAGCAACACUACUACUACUAACCAAGCUCUGGCGCUGGACGUUCAAGCAAGCAGGGGCGGAGGAACACAAGGAGCAAAGCAACAUUUCACACACUACCGAUGGAAAGGAAUUGCAUUUGAGAGGAAAACAAAAAUGGGGAAAAUGCACCCGCGGAGAUGCGAAGAGGGAAAGUGUGAGAGGGAGAGAAAGAGAGUAAUAGAGAGAUAAAGCCGACAAGAUGAAGUUUUGUUUCAUCUUCUUAAGUAAUGCUAAUGCUAGUGCGGCACCCACCACGUGGCUAGUCGUAUUUCUGGGACCUUCGAGUGGAGUAAUAUUGUUUUUUGUUUGUUUGUUUGAUCGUUUUUUCGUUUCAUUAUGCAUAUACAUUUUUCUACUCGUCAUCGGUUUCUUCCUGUACUUCUUGGUUAGCUAUAGUUUAUUGUUUUUGUAUUUUUUAGUACGAUAGAGCACACAGCGCACGACGGUUGCGCGUUCGUUCACCUCGAUAUGUGGGAGGUGUGCGUGCGCAGUGUGACAAAAAAGAAGAAGAAGAAAAAAAGCGCGAUUAUAAACAUUACAAUUGAGCGACUCUCGUGUACGGUUUCUUCAGUGUAUGUUCCUUCAAUGUACAUUCGUUUUAAGUCGCGUUCUUGUUCUACCAUUUUGCGUUGGUGUGCCGCUGCACUAGAUGCCAAGAUCGAAUAGUUUGUUAUACAUUAAGGGACGGUUUGAUUUUUCGUUACAAUUUUGUUUUUAAAGUAAGGAAAGAAUCCUAAAAGAAAUGAAACAAGGCGGGGAUGCGAUGCUGUGUAGCUGUAGCAGUAGUAGCAUAGUAGCAAUGAAAUACCAUAUUUAUAUGAAUUUCGAAAAGGAAGCCCACAUUUGCACGACGAUGUGGGUCGGAGGAGGAGAAGGAGGAGGAGGAGGGGUGGUGCGAAAUGUGGCCCACAUUGGGGUGGUGUGGUGUGUGCGGUGGGGUCCUUUUCGUCUAGCUGGAUGAACAAAACACGGAACAUGGUUCGGAUCAACAUUGUUCCGGUUAACUGUUUCAAGGGAGUGGGGUUUGUAUAGGCAGGGUAGUUAGGAAAGACUUUAAUGAAAACAUGCGGAAAUUCCAAAAACACACAAGGGCUUGGAAUAUGUUUCGGAAAACAAAAAGAAAACAUUAGGAUGACUUAUCAAAGAAAUGCAGAGUGCAGAUGUGAACAUGUUAGGAAACGGAAUCGAAGGGACGGGGAUAGAUGUGGGUCUCUUGAAUAAAGUAGUAAAAUCGAAUGUACCUUCUUGGUGCGGUUCUUUUCUCUUCUCUACUUUUUCCCCGUACUUUUCUUUUCUUUGUCUUCUAACUAUUUUGCAAUGUUGUUUUGCCUUCGCUUGUUAUCACAUUUGUUAAACAACCACACGGACACGCAAUACACCAUGCGGAAAAUGAUGUAUAGAAGGACAAGAAAUAAUUAGUAAUAAAUUAUAACUGUAUUAGAGUAGUUUAGAUAAAGGAAACAAAAUAAAUCGGUGCGAUACAUAAAUAGUUAAACUUUAUCCUAAACGAACGAACGAAAUGAAAGCAAAACAACCCAGAUAGUUGAGUUUACAUUUGGAGCAUAAUUCAACAACCUUAUAACCAACCUUAUAACCCUUAAUGAGAACCUUCUGGACGCUGCAACGGGUACCGUAUUAAUCUAUUGGUGGACAAAAGAGCGUAGUAAAUUGUUAGCAUCUGAUUUUAGGGGGAUCGUACGAUAUAAAUCGUAUGUAAAACUAAUUAUGGUGUAACCGAACCGUGAAUCGCGCGUUGCAGUUGGCCCAGUUAGUAGUAAGCAUCACUUCUGCGCAACCGAAACUAAAUAGAUUCAAUCUGCAAUCCAGUGUAUAUAUGGGAGAUAGUCAACGCGCGAUGAUGAUGAGCCUGCUCCAUUGGCGCAAUCCGCAGAUAAAAUCAGAAAUGCGCGGCCCUUGUGUAAAAAGCUGUAGCUUACAGACAAAGUUAGAAUACAUUUUGUGGCUUUUGUUAUCUUUUCCACCCAUUUAGUGUUGAUUUUCACUAGCUGCUACUCUCCCAGCAAGGGCCGCAUUUUAACGGUUCCGCUUGUACGAACACGGCUUGUAUUUGAAGAGUUAGCUCCACAAGUAAAAACAAAUCUUACUUAAUGAUCAUCUUGGGAAAGGGAGUUCAGCAUAGGUAAAAUUAUUAAGUCAUAAUAUACAUACACACACACACGCAGGCAUGGGACACCAUUAUUAAUGUAUAAUGUUCUAAUGGGGGUAAAACUUAGGGUUGCGAGGUGGAAGCAAGACCGCAGCAUAAUAUUGAUGGAUGGUGGGAUGUGACACGAACGAAGUGGCGAAGGACGAGUUGUUAAGUGAUGAGUGCGUGCGAUCAUUGAGAGUCUGAUUAGGGUAUAGGAGUGUAUGAGGCUGUUGCGGUGGGGGAAACACAUCAAAAUGCAACGAGAAAAGCUAGCACGGCUCGGCGUUUGGACGACACCAGGAAACAAUAAAGUUCACUAAAUAUCA
Anopheles arabiensis is the source of this 7456-nucleotide messenger RNA. RefSeq names its product long-chain-fatty-acid--CoA ligase 3 (gene Acsl). Gene Ontology annotation, molecular function: palmitoyl-CoA ligase activity. Gene Ontology annotation, cellular component: plasma membrane; endoplasmic reticulum; lipid droplet. The record is from RefSeq and is a predicted model, not a curated record. Gene Ontology annotation, biological process: neuron differentiation; long-chain fatty-acyl-CoA metabolic process; long-chain fatty acid metabolic process. Lineage: Eukaryota; Metazoa; Arthropoda; Insecta; Diptera; Culicidae. The transcript is spliced from 9 exons. The coding region runs from base 2318 to 4462 and encodes 714 amino acids.